Molecule: messenger RNA, 4308 nt
Organism: Closterium sp. Naga37s-1
Lineage: Eukaryota; Viridiplantae; Streptophyta; Zygnematophyceae; Desmidiales; Closteriaceae
Source: the annotation of a GenBank genome assembly
AUGCGCGGCGGUUAUUCUGGCGGCGGUGGGGGGCAUUUCCGCGGGAAGAAGCACGGGCACCCGCAUCAGGGGGCGCAUUGGCGCUCCACGCAGAACCAAGCGGGCAAUGGCGUGGGACAUGCUGGGGGGGGGGGAGGGGGAGCAGGAGGAGCGGGCGCAGGGCGAGGGGGAGGCGGCGGCGCAGCAGGGGCAGCAGCAGUUCCGCCGCCGCCGCCCGCGCCUCCCGCAGCUGGUGGAAAGGACAGCGGAGGCCGCGCGGAUUCCGCAGGGCGGUGGCGGCAGGGGGAGGCAGACGGCUGCAGCAAGUCGUCCAGUAGCGGGAGCGGACUGGUUUCCCCCGAUUUGAGCACCACGGGGGGAAGCAGCAGCGAGGAGCGGUCGUCCGCGGGCGGGGGGGAGCACGAGGCGGAGUGUAACGGUAACGGGGUUCUCCAUACGGAGGAUAGGCGGAGCGAAGAGUCCUCCUCUUCCGAGCAAGGGGCGGAGGGGGGAAAACCGGGGGAGGCAGACGCGGAGAGGGCGGGGAGAGGCGGGAGUCCGGGGAAGGCUGCGGGGGAGGGGGGCGCAGGUGGGGCGGGAGGUGGGGGGAGUGUGUGGUCGGUGCGCAGCGCCAAUGUGUCAUUUGCUGCGGUUUUGCUGGGGAAGGCGGAGGAAGGCGCGGCUGCUGGGGGAAGUCCUGAAGGCGCGGAGGGCGCAGCGGGAGUGCCCUCAGGGGGAGGCGCGGGAGAGACUGGCGGAGGGGCGGGGGGAGUGGCAGACAGAGCAGGCGCAGCAGGGGUGGCGGAGGUGAGCAAGGAAGAACCCCGCUCGGACUCAGCUAGCGCUUCUGCUAGCACUGACGCACCUGCUUCUGUGGCAGGAGCAACAGUACCAGCGCCAGGGGAAACUCGCUCAAGUAGCCCUCCAAAAGAGGGUAAACCAGCGGCUAAAGCCCCGAGUGCGAGCGGGGAGCAGGGUGGUGAGGAGGAGGAGGAGGGGUGGAUUAAAGUGUCUAGCGGACCCAAGGAGAAGGCGCAAGGAAGGGGCGGAGCAGGGGGGGCGGCGGGACCUGCUGCGGGGACGGGCGGAAGGGGGCCCCGGAGGGCGAGUGGGGAAGAGAAACCCGCGGGUGUGUGGGUGAAAAGGGGGGCGCCAGCUGCAGGAGGGGGCAAGGAAGGAAAGGGCGGGGGAAAGAAGGGGGCGGGCAAAGGGGCGGAUAGGACCGCAGGGGGUGCACCUAUUGCUGGUGUGGGGGCUGCUGCUGGUGCAACGGGUGGUGCUACAGGCGGUGCUGCGUCUACCACGGCUGUAGCAGCCCGCGCUGGUGGGGAGGACGGGCAGGCAGCUGGCGCCUCUACCGGCGCUGGCGCGGCUACAGCCGUGAACGACGCAGCUGCUGCUGCUACAACCGCGGAUGGGAAACCGCUGGCAGCGGCACCACAGCCGGCGAGGUCCCGACGCCCGGCGUGGCAGGGGAACGACGCGGCCAUACUGAAGCGUCUGGGCGACAGCGGGGCGGGGCAGGGAAGCGCAGGCCAGGCAGGCGCUGGCGCUGGGUCUGUUGAAGGGAGAAACCAGAAGCACCAGGGGUCGCAGUCUCAUGGCGCCAGUGGGAAGCAGGACGGGCAGAGACAGCAGCAGGGGCAGCAGGGUAGGGGGGGAGAGCAUGCAGGGAAGGCUGGAGAGCAGGCUGGUGCAGGCUCAAGUGCGGGGGAGAAGGGGAAGGAUGGGAGGAAGGUUGAGAGUGGCAAGACAGGGGAUAAGGAAGAGGGGUUGGAGAAGGAAGGCAGCGCUGCUGCUGGCGCUGGGGGGGGCAGAGGAGGCGGGUAUCGGCACGGGGGAGCAACAGCUGCUGCUGGAGCAGCAGCAACAGGGGCAGGGGCAGCAGGGGGGGUGAGGCAGGCUGGAGGUGGCGUCGUUGCUGCUGGUGCUUCUGCAGCUGCUGCGGCGGCAGCAGCAGCUUCUUUGAGUGGCGUUGGUUCCGCUGCUGCUGUGGCUGGUGCUGCUGGUGCUGCUGGUGCUGCUGGUGCUGCUGCUCCUGCAGCAGUGGGGCAAGGACGUGGCGUUAUUCCAGCAGCAGCAGCAGGAGCAGCGGGAUCCGUGAUUCCAGCCCCCCCUUUCCACACAGGAACUGCAGGGGUCUUCCCUGGAGGCGCUCCUCCCUCCUCUCUCUACCACCCUCUCCCCUUCACUCCACUCACUCACGCCGCAGGCCAAACCCCCCUCCACGCGCACACCAACCCUCACGCCCACCCCCGCGCCCAUCCACAUCCCCACCCGCACCCACUCCCGCACCUGCAUCCGCGCAUGCUAGCCGUGCCGAUCGCAGGGUUCCCGGCGUUCCCGGUGCCACCAGCUGCGCUGCUGCAAAACGCGGCGGCGCUGCAUGGGGAGGUGCUGGCGUAUGCAGAGGAGGUGCGGCCGCCCAGGGAGGCGCGGGUCAGCGCGGAGCAGGCAGUGGCGUGUGUCAGGCGGACGGUCAGGUCGCUUUGGGAAGGAGCUGACGUUGAGGUGUUUGGUUCAUUUGCCACUGGCCUUGCCCUUGCUCACAGCGACGUUGACGUGGCAGUGAUUAACGCACCUCCUCCACCCGCUGACCUACCAGAGCUUGCGACCCUGUCAGGUGCGCGCAUCAGUGCGCCACUCAUCCGCCAGCUGGCAGCGGCUCUGAAGAAGCAGCCGUGGUGUGAGAGCCUGCACACCAUUGAAACCGCCCGCAUCCCCGUCAUCAAGCUCAAGUGCCGCCCGCUGCCACCCGCUGCUGCUGAAGGAGCAGAGGAAGAGAAGGAGAAGGCCCCGUCGACUCCUGAGCGGGGUGCUGGGUCUGCAGGUUCCACAGAGGGGAGCGGUGGGGGGUUGGUGGGAGAGAGUGAAGCAGGAGAGGCAAACAGCACAGCAGCAACAGCAGCAGGUUUGGCAGCAGCAGCAGCCACGGUGCUGAAGCCGUCUGCUUCGGCGUCGGACCUGGUGGGGCCGAGCGUGCAGGGAGUGGUUCGGAUGGACAUUACGUUCUCCCUGUCGCGCCCCAAGGGCAUGGAGGUGACUGAUGCGGCCAGCAGGGUGCUGGCGGGGAAGCUGGACGAGGCGGCUGCGGCUCACAACGGGUCGGCGGCCAGGGAGCUUGUGAUUGAACGCCUCAGGAAGAUGCCCGCCCUCGCCCCCCUGGUGCUGCUGAUGAAGUCCUACCUGCACCACCGAGGACUGAAGGACGUCUACACUGGCGGGCUCGGCUCCUUCUCGCUGACCAUGAUGCUCGUGUUUUACCUCGAGAGAGCUCCUGUCGCAUGUGGCAUGUCCCCCCCUCCUGCUACUCCUGCUCCUGCUGAGGCAGCAGCCAAGUCACCAGGAUCCAAGUCUGCAGACUCCAAGGUUGAGCAAGCCAGUGGCGAUGCUGCUGCUGCUGAUAAUGCUGCCGAGAAUGGCAGCAGCAGUGGCAGCAGCAAGGCUGAUGAAGUGGCGGCAGUGACUGCAGCGGACGGACCUGUAAAGGGGGUGGUGGUGGACGACUUGCCAGGCUCGACGCAGUCCGUACCUGUGCCUAACCUGGGAGUGCUGCUUAUCGGUUUCCUGCAUCUGUUUGGUCAGGAGAUCGACCUUUCUCGCGUGCGCCUCAUUCUCAGGGGUCUGAACGGCAUGCCGGGCGGCGUGUUCUGGAGGGACCCCUCCAUGCCGCCGGCUGCUCUCUGGAUUGAUGAUCCGCUCCGCCCCGGCGCUAACAUCGGCUCCGGCUCGUUUGCUAUGUGGCACGUGCAGGCGGCCAUGCGGGAAAUGCUCCACGUCAUCUCCAAGCCAGUCGCUUCCCCGUCCACCACUGCUGCUGCUGCUCCAUCCCCACCAGCUGCUCUUCUUUCACACUCCCCGCCCAAGUUCCCACCCCCUGCUCCUGCUGCUGAUGGCAGUGCAGCAGCAGCAGAAACAACCCCCUCCUCCUCACCACUACCUGCUGCCCCCGCUGCCCUCACUGCUGCUGAUUCCACCCCUGCCGACGCUGCCACCGCUGCUCCUACACCUGCUGCUACUCCCCGUGUCUCCACCCCCUCGGCCAGCCCAAUCCUCUUGUCCGCAUCUCCCCUGCUCGCCUCCCCAUCCCGCCCCUCGCCCUCUCUCCUGGAACUCGCCUUCUCCACCCGCCUGCCCAUCACCCAGUCGCUCAAACCUGCCGAACUUGCAUUCCAUGCCUUGUCUGUCACUGCCCCCCCUCCUGCUCCUGCUGCUGCUCCUGCUCCUCUCACUUCUGCUCCCCCUUCUGCUGCCUCUCUGUCUGUCACUGCUGCGCCUUAUGUCUCGGCACCUGUUCCUGCUGCUGCAGCCGUCGCCGCGGUAGAGUAA